AUGACUAAAAACAUAUUAGAAUGUUCAGAUAGAGUUGUAAAAACAGUUGAACCAAUGACUGACCAGUUAUUGUUAUAUGACCAAUUUGUUGAUAGUCAAGGAAAUAUUGAUAUCAAAGUCCUUAUAGGACAUUUAAAGAAAGAAGGAAGAUUACAUCCAAAUGCACUAAUAACAAUUCUAAAACGAAUACAAAAUGUACUAAGAAAAGAAAUGAAUGUUAUUAGAAUCAAUGGACCAACAGCAAUAUUUGGAGAUAUUCAUGGACAGUUUUAUGAUUUAUGUAAUAUCUUUCAAGAUUUUGAAAAUUCUGAUGAAAGUCUAUUGUUUUUAGGUGAUUAUGUUGAUAGAGGAUGUUUUGGUACUGAGGUAUGUACUUUUUUAUUUUGUCUAAAACUUCAAUAUCCUAAUCGAGUUCAUUUAUUAAGAGGAAAUCACGAAUGUAGAUUAAUGACAACCUACUUUAAUUUUAGACAAGAAUGUUUAUGGAAGUAUACUGCUCAAAUUUAUGAUGAAUUUAUGAACACAUUUGAUUGUCUUCCAUUAUGUGGAAUAGUUAAUUCAAACUUAGGAUCAUUCUUUUGUGUUCAUGGAGGCAUUUCUCCUUCACUUCAAAAAAUAAAUGAUAUUAAUUAUAUUGAUAGAUUUCAAGAACCACCUGAAGAUGGAUUAUUUUGUGAUUUAUUAUGGUCUGAUCCUAUGGAUGAUUCAAUGUAUGAAGUUCUUUCCCAAGAAGACAAACUUAUUUUUCAAAAAGAAAUGUAUGAAUUUAAUUCAGUAAGAGGAUGUAGCUACUGUUAUGGAUUUGCUGCAGUAAGACGAUUUCUUAUUAAAAAUGACCUUGUUUGUAUUGUUAGAGGACAUGAAGUUCAAAGAAAUGGAUGUAAAAUGAAUUUUGAAGGAUGUUCAACUUCACCAAUUGCAAUUACUAUAUUUUCAGCACCAAAUUAUUGUGACUGUUAUGACAAUGAUGCUGCUGUAUUAAUGGUUAAUAAUGAUGAACUUAGUUUCUUAUCAUAUAAUUGUGUUUCUCAUCCAUUUUGGCUUCCGAAAUUCGCAAAUGCAUUUUAUUAUACACUUCCUUUAUUAAUUCAACAAAUGAAUACAAUAGCUAGUCGUUUAUUCUCCGCAAUUAUUUUUGAAUCUAUUGAAUCUCUUGAAGACAAAUCACAAACACCUGAAUUACCUGAAGAAGAUGAAAAUACUUUAAAUCAAAUUGAAAAAGCUUUGAAUGACCCUCAUAACAAAAUUAUUAAUCCUCAUAGUAGGAUUGCUAAAACCGCAAAUAGAAGAAGAACACUCGUUGGUUCUACAUUAUCAUUACAAUCACUUGAAACUCCUCCUACUUCAACCCCUCCAAUGUCUCCUCAACAAAAUCAAUCAAAAUCUCGUUUAUCUGCUCGUGAUGCUCGUUUAGAUAAAAGAAGCUUAACUUUAGGAUUAAAAACUGAUUAUUCGGAUACCUCAAAAACAGAAUUUCAUGUUGAAGCUUCAAGUCGUUUCGAAUUGGCAAAGAAAAAUGAUGUAUUAAAUGAAUUAAGACCAGUUGAAAUGAAAGAGUUAAGAAAAGAAUGGCAAAAAUUAAAAGAUAAAUAA
This is a messenger RNA of Entamoeba nuttalli P19, 1593 nucleotides long. Its product is annotated as calcineurin catalytic subunit A, putative. Gene Ontology annotation, molecular function: calmodulin-dependent protein phosphatase activity; calmodulin binding. The transcript is spliced from 2 exons. Lineage: Eukaryota; Evosea; Mastigamoebida; Endamoebidae. The record is from RefSeq and is a predicted model, not a curated record. Gene Ontology annotation, cellular component: cytoplasm; calcineurin complex. Gene Ontology annotation, biological process: calcineurin-mediated signaling. The coding region runs from base 1 to 1593 and encodes 530 amino acids.